CAGAUCCAUUCAGAAGAGUCCAUUGCAAUCGUCAAGCUCAAAAUCCAGGAAAACAGAUUGGAUUGCUUUUGGAGCCGGCUGGACCAAGUUAAUCUCGAGAAGUUAUCAGGAGGCGAGGAAGGAAGGAAGUCGAUGUUCGAUGACUCGGAGAUAAGUUGACGUCAGUCCAAAAUUCGAGGCUGCAAGCUAUGUCUUCAAGAGUCGACAACGAGGCUUAACUUCGACUCGAGUCUCUCAAAAUACGAGGAAUCGUUGAGAUUUGAAAAUCGAGACAAGUUACUUUUAAGGGUUUAGUUUUAAGGGUUUAGUGUCUCUUCAGAUUUCAUCUCGAGCCCGCGAGCAAAGAAGCACGCUCUUCGACAGGGUGACUCCCAAUCCAGAAUUCAACAAGUUCCAAGUUCUGACAGCGACAUGUUUUCCAAGUCCUCGUCGGAAAAUUGGGGACAACUUUAUAAUUGAAGUAUUACAAAAAUAGAUGACGCCUUCCUAUGAAUAGCGCAAGUUUGGGAUUUGCGUCUUUCUAAUCUAAACGAACUAAUGUUCUACGAGUUUCAAAACAUCCAACGCCAGCUUAAAUCACUACGAAACUAAUCUAAGGAUUAAUCGCCGGUUGAAUUUGCGAGAUUGCUUGCAAGUUUCUCAGAAUCAAUGCAUAAUUAUUUGUUUUUGUUGAAUUUUACAAAAGUACUGCAAUAUUAAUUAUCGGAUUUGUUUGAAAAAUAACGCAAAAAAGAUCCGCAAAUUACUGCGUAGUUGAAACAAAAUUCAUUGUUACGUCAUUGUGAGACUACUCAAGAAAAAUCGUCACAAAACUGAGGCGUUUUCGCAGCAUUAAUUACGAAAUUGCCAGAAUACUGCAAGAUCAUUCGCAAACAUUGCCAGGUCAUCAGAAGACCAUUGGGAAAAAUUGGGAAAUCGUUGCGGAAAUAAUCGGAAAAUAAGGGCUGGAAAAUGGAAGCUUCAACGACAUCAAUCCUGGGGACGAGCCUGUACGACUCGGUGCUGAACGAGUCCCUGGAAGGAGGAUCGAACCAUUCGUACGCGUGCGACACCGGCGGGGGCGACUACAUCCGGAGCGUUUACUUCCGGACUUUGGUCUACAUCAUGUACAUCUCCAUCUUCCUCAUCGCCCUCGUCGGCAACGGCCUCGUCUGCUACGUGGUCUUCAGCUCGGCCCGCAUGCGCACCAUCACCAACCUCUUCAUCGCCAACCUCGCCGUCGGGGACAUCCUCAUGACCGUCUUCUGCGUCCCGUUCACCUUCGUCGCCACCCUCCUCCUCCAGUACUGGCCCUUCGGCAUCGAGAUGUGCCCCGUCGUCAGCUUCACCCAGGCCGUGUCUGUCCUCGUGAGCGCUUACACCCUGGUGGCGAUCAGCGUGGACCGAUACCUGGCGAUCAUGUGGCCGCUGAAACCGCGGAUGACCAAGUCGCAGGCCAAGGUCAUCAUCCUGCUCGUCUGGUGCGUGGCCAUCAUCACCGCCUCGCCGGUCCUCGUCACGACGCAGCUCUUCCAACCCUCCAAGUGGUACAAGAACUGUAACGUCUUCGUCUGCGGCGAGUACUGGCCCAACCCCGUGUUCCAGUACUACUACAACAUGAUCCUCAUGGUCCUCCAGUACUGCGUCCCCUUCACCGUUCUCAUCUUCACCUAUUCCAGCAUCGCCAUCGUCGUCUGGGGCAAGCAGCCCCCCGGCGAGGCCCAGAACAUGCGCGACGAGCGCAUGGCCAAGUCAAAAAGAAAGAUGAUCAAAAUGAUGUUAAUAGUAGUCCUUGUCUUCACAGUCUGCUGGCUGCCUUUCAACAUUUUAGUUAUAAUCUGGGAGCGGAACCAGUCGCUGGGGAAAUGGAGCGGGAUCCCGUACCUGUGGUUCGCGACGCACUGGCUGGCCAUGUCCCACUCGUGCUACAACCCGGUGAUCUACUGUUGGAUGAACGCCAGGUUCCGGGCCGGCUUCUGCCAGGCCUUCUCGGUCGUGCCGGGCCUCAAGGAGUGCGCCGCCAAGCACCACAUCAACGCCAACGGCUCGCACUCCCUCGUCAUGACCGACCACUGCAACCUCCACCGGCACAACACCUACUCCACCUACAUCUCCGUCCGCAACCACAAGAACACCCUCAUGAACCACAUCGUCUAGGAACCCACCGGCGUGAUUGCCCGCGUUUCCUCCAACCCGCCGCCCCAACGGCACCUCUCAUCUCGCCCAGAGAACUUCACGCAUGCCGCUCCCGACUAGCGCACCUCUGCCAAAGUUGGAGAGACCUCCGCUCGCCCCGAAGAGCGCGCCGCGCCGUCACCCUACCGCCGCUCCCGCCCGCGCUGCCCUUCAUCCCGCGGCCAAAACGUCACGCAUGUUGCUUUCAUACAUAGCGCAACCUUUGCCAAUGAUUCAAUGUCGAUGACGUCGCAAUGUCUCCCCGAGAACUUUUCAUAAGCUUCUCAGAGACAAAUUCACGAAGAGGCAUGCUGUAGAAGAAAAAGCGGCGAGUACCUCUAUGAAGUCGCACUGCUGAAGCGCACCUCUGUGAGAGCUAGCGCUUCGAAUCUGAAGAAUUAAUUGUACUGACCUCGUUCAAGUAUUUCAGGUUGUAAAGGCAGAUUUCUGCAAGAGUCGGCGAGAUUUUCGCAAAUGUCACAAAUAUUCUGGAUAAAGCGCCGAUUCCUGUAGUAUUCAGGAAAUAAGAGGACCUCAUUUAAUUGCAUUUUUAAUGUAUAUCUCUGCGAUAACUGGACGUAUUUCUGUCAGACGGAACUAUGUGCAUCAUGACGUGAGCCCUGUUAUGCAUGUAUUCUUACGGGUCUCUAGGCUCAUAUGUUAAUGCACAUAGUUCCAUCCAAAUACGUCCAACUUUCGUUACAACUUCACUCAGAUUGCACUGACGCAGCGCAUCUUCGUAGGAACCAGAGAAAACUUUACUGAUGGCACUUCCGGCAGAUUGCGUUAUCUCUAGAGUCAUAGUUUUCUCGUGUUUUAAAAAUUCCGUUCCAGCGCAUAAUUACUGAAGUUGCGUUCGAGAAAAGUGUGCGGCGAUGAGAAUCCAUGAAAACUUCACUGACAUUGUGAGCGAAGAAGCAGAUCACUGAUGUCACUCGACAGAGCAUUCCAUCAAAAGUUAUAUUUCCUUAUGUUCGAGGAAGGCAUUUCAGCACAGACUUCACAAAAGUCACCUCUCCUGCAGUUAGUGUGCAUGAGACAGAGUAAGUGAGUGAGAGAGGCCGUACUGACGAUAACGUCUCAUUGAUAAAGCGAGAAGAUGAGAGGAAACCAGAACUUCAUUGACGUCGCACCUGUCAAGGCGAGUCUUUUCGUGCUUUGGCCUUUGACCGGAUAUGGAUGAAGUUUUCAUUAUCCUGAGCUGGAAAGAGUCAAGUGUUGCUUGAUUGUAACUCACCAGAGGGCGCCACAGCUACAAUUGAUGUGACGUUCGGAGAUGGGGCCUGAUACUCCCAUAGCUGAGUUAUCACGAAUCUCUGAAAGAUCCAGAUCUGACCGAAUUCUUUGUGACAACGCGACUAUCAACGAGAAACGGAGAUGAAGGUGAAUUUCGGGGGAGAAGUUGGGGGUUCUGGACUCUCGUCAACCCUCGUCUUAUCGGAUACAAUGUUGCCGGUUUCACUGUCUUCGAGAUUCUUGACUGUUUGUUGCGUCACAUCCAAAAUUUGAAGCCUGAAUGUUGUAAUGUCCAACUUUUAAACGUCCACGGUGUAAGUCCGCAACCUUGUAUUUCGCCUAACGACGUCGCAGACUUCAAGUGUCAUAGUGUAUUUUCUUAUAUGGACUCAAACUCAACGGCAAAUAUUAAAAAUUUCCAUUCAAUUGCAAUUCUUCUCCUCGUUGUGAAAAAAAUUCUGCGAAAACACGAGGAAUGAUGCCGAUUUUUUCUCCUUCAUAAAAAUAAAACAGGAACGAGAUACGUGGUUUCGGACUUUCACCGUCGAUGUGCUUUCACCCUUUCGCUUUUAUUGUUGACAAAGCGAAAUAUCGCGAGCAUUUUGUUUCUAUGGAGGACACUCCAUGGACGGUGUUUAUAAACUGAAAAAAAACCCUUUUCCGAGCUGUAUGGAAAAUUUACUCACCUGCCUCCAAUUUCCAUGUACAAAUGAGUGCUGUAUCGAGUGUUUUUAUGCAAUUUUCUCUUUUUUGACAAACGUCAGCUGCAUGCUUAAGACAACUAAAUCGUACAUUUUGCAAAUAGACCAUCUUUAUUUAAAAGUAUAUAGAGAAUCUAACUAUCUGAACUAUUUAAAACUAGAAUUGUUUUAUGAUUUCUGAGUUCAUACGAAAGCAAGCAUACACAAGAUUGCACAAACGGCUGUCUUGCCUAACGUGAGUAGAGGCUAUAAUUAAAAGUUAAAUUCUUUACAAUUCAGUAAUGGGCUUUCAGAUGAUAAUUGAAAUUUCAUGAAAAGUCGAAGAUUUUAUCUGAUAAAAUUUUCCGUUUGACAAAUGACAGGUUAAUUUUCUCAAAACUUAAUUUUUGACUUACCACUCUCUUCAAUACACAGUCUAAACCGCGUUUAUGGUUACGUUGGCUUAAUUUAUUUUGAUUCGCAUCGAUUAAGCAAAACAAUUAGGUUGAACAACCACAGUUUUUGUUAUCAUCAGUCAUGAUUUGCAGAUGGUUUUCUUGAACCAAAAGAUUUUGUUAAUAUAACCAAAAGAUUUAGUAAGUAUAACCGAAAGAGAGACUAACUCAAAGUUUGUUUUAUUUUGUAUACUCUACUUCCCAUAUUUACAGAGAACUUCGGUUACUUUUCUAAUUUGUCUUACGGCGAACAUAUUCUUUCAAGGGAAAUUGAGAAAAAGGAAAAACGAACAACGCUGGAAGAGUUUUACGAUUUUCGAAGCUAUGUCUCUCAUUUUUCAGGCACAGUUUAGCCGUGAUACCGAGGCAACGGCGUUCAAUCUAUUUUGUUUGCGCGCGAUACACUGUAAACAUGGAAUGUAAUUUUCGCAAACUCCAGCGACUGAUUCAUUCGAGCUUGGCGUGAAAUAAUUCAUGGAGGUGCUGGUGCUCUGCUAUGUCACACUAUGACUCGCUCAUCUGAAAGCACGCGCAACUUGUCCCGGACGUAAACCAAAUCGAAAAUUUUACGGGGAAUUUUUUGUUAGUGCUGUUGCUUCUCUCUCGGAAAAUAACCCAGAUCGGCUUCGGGACGUUUUUUCGAAGAAAUUGCACCCGGAGAAAAUUCGCCUAAUCCUUUUUAACGACCACCUCACGAUCCUUUUCUUACGACUUUUCGCCGGAAGUCAUCACAAGCAUUUUUCUUGAAAGAGAAAUCGUCUAAAACAUUUUUUCAUCUAACUCACUUCAAAAAUAUUUUUCAAACAGUACUUUUGAAAAAUAGGUAUCGUUAAAAAUUACUUUCACAGGAAAGACGUUACAUACAGCUCACGGCCGAAUGUUACCCAAUUAUCCGUAGAUAAUCCAGAGUCCCCUAACUUUUUACGUUUUGGAUGAUAAGUUAAUAGGAGAAUUUUUUUUAGGAUUUUACACGUUGGAUCAAGUGUCUUCGGUGAAAAUGUAUCUGUGCAGUCUUCAGGUAAAAAGGCAUUAGACGAAUUUUUUUCUAAAAAGAGCGAAGGUGGUUAAUUUUUUAGGUGAAAUUGUCUAGAUAAAACGUCAUAGGACCCAAAAAACCGUUCAAGUAAAACGCGCAGCAUUUCGGCCGAAUUUGUUACCCCUUCCGCCCUCCCUUACAAGACCCCCGUAAAAUAACCUUGUACUUUCCUGUGAAUUCAAAAUGGAAACUUUAAUCCCUAUUCUGUGCAUAUGAUUUUAAAUUAAACGAAAGUCAUCGCAUUUCCUCAUCUUCAUCAAAACUUCUGUCUAGAGUGUUUUUUUGUGUCUUGUGUCUUGAGCCGAAAAGUAAAUUUUAUGCAUGCAAAUAAAAACCAUCGGAAAAAUAAUGCUACUUAUGUGUGUCAUAGACUUUUGUAAUGAAUCCUUUCUCUUGAAAACUACGAUGCUGUGUUGAUUUGUAAAAUGUUAGGUUAUGACUGAGGGAACUGUUUGAAAUAUUCAGAUGGGUUCACAGAUAUUGUGUUUCCAAGCUUGAAAUAAACUUGACCCAAGCCACGAAUUUUUCAUUCUCAUUUUCUUCACCUUGUGAUACUGUACAUCUUGUUGCUAUAGUGUAUAGAAUAUUAAUUAGGAUUUUUUAUAUUCGACAUCAUUUUCAUGUGCAUGUCCCCGUUCCCGAUCAAGCUAUGAACAAAUGUGUUUUUAUAAAAUUUGCUCAUUUUUAAUGUGUAAUAAAUGACUGAAUGAUAAUUU
This is a messenger RNA of Bemisia tabaci, 6277 nucleotides long. RefSeq names its product RYamide receptor. The record is from RefSeq and is a predicted model, not a curated record. Gene Ontology annotation, biological process: neuropeptide signaling pathway. Lineage: Eukaryota; Metazoa; Arthropoda; Insecta; Hemiptera; Aleyrodidae. Gene Ontology annotation, cellular component: plasma membrane. Gene Ontology annotation, molecular function: neuropeptide Y receptor activity.